AUGUCGAAUGUGAUCAUCAAUAAUCAACUAAGGUCUAUCAGCUUACCUUCAAGAUCGCAUCCGAGCACAACCAGGAUCGAGGAAGCUCUUAACAAGGUUAAAGCGGUUAACACUGCGACGGGUUCGUCAGAAUCAAUCUUGAUGGCCUUGGCUGGUUUGGAGGAGCUCUACAAUUGUACGGAUGACUUUCUGACAAUGGGUUCGACGCAACGUGUUAUGUCUUCUGAUGGAUCAGAGUUUGUGGAGGAGAUGCUUGAUGGAUCUUUGAGGCUAAUGGAUAUUUGCAGCGUCUCGAGGGAUCUAAUGGUGGAGACUCACGAGCAUGUUCGUGGCGUUCAGUCAUGUGUUAGACGCAAGAAAGUAGCCGGAGGAGGAGGCGACCAACUCGAUGUUGCUAUCUCAAGCUAUGUCGGAUUUAGAAAGAACAUGAGAAAAGAAGCUAAGAGGCUUCUUGGAUCCUUAAAGAAAAUCGGUGGAGGGACAUUCUCAUCAUCAUCCGUAAAUAAUGGCCAACAAGAUGAAUAUCUUGUGGCUGUUACAGAUGUGAUGAGACAAGUAGUCUCCGUAAGUGUGUCGAUGCUGAAGUCGUUCUUGGAGUUCUUGACGAGACGACAAAGUAACAUAAAGAAGAAGUUGACUUCGGUACUAAAGAAAAAGAAGGAUCAUCAUGAUGAGACAAAGAACGAGUUGGAGAGUUUGGAUUCCGCGUUAUGCUGCUCUCGUGAUGAUCACCUACAAAAAAAGCUUGAGGUGGUUGAAAUGAGCAUUGAUGGAUUCGAGAAAUAUCUAGAAGGUUUAUUUCGCAGGUUGAUAAGAACACGAACCUCGCUUCUCAACAUAAUCUCUCAUUAG
This is a messenger RNA of Thlaspi arvense, 852 nucleotides long. Lineage: Eukaryota; Viridiplantae; Streptophyta; Magnoliopsida; Brassicales; Brassicaceae. The record is from the annotation of a GenBank genome assembly.